This is a messenger RNA of Parasteatoda tepidariorum (common house spider), 1210 nucleotides long. It is a transcript of the gene Snx3, whose product is annotated as sorting nexin 3. Gene Ontology annotation, biological process: endocytic recycling; late endosome to Golgi transport. Lineage: Eukaryota; Metazoa; Arthropoda; Arachnida; Araneae; Theridiidae. The record is from RefSeq and is a predicted model, not a curated record. Gene Ontology annotation, molecular function: phosphatidylinositol-3-phosphate binding. Gene Ontology annotation, cellular component: early endosome membrane; retromer complex.
UUUCUUUUUUUUUUAUUUUAAUUGGCAACGUAGUUGCGCGUGCCUCCCCUUUAGAUAACGGUUCUUUUGAUUUUUCAUAGAAAAACAGUCGUGGCUAUACUUGAAUUAUAAUUUAUAAUUCUACUGACAUUUGUAGUAAAAAUAAAAAGAAAAUGAUGGAAGAAGAGAAACCGACUACUCUUAGACUUCAACCGCCAAAGCAAAAUAUAGUCGAUGCAUAUGCAGCACCGACUAAUUUUUUGGAAAUCGAAGUGGUAAAUCCUCUUUGUCAUGGAUUUGCUCGAAAACGAUAUACAGAUUACGAAAUACGAUUAAAUACAAACUUGCCUGUAUUUAAACUAAAGGAUUCAAGUGUACGUAGAAGAUACAGUGACUUUGAAUGGUUGAGAAAUGAACUUGAAAGAGAUAGCAAGAUUGUUGUCCCUCCUCUCCCUGGUAAAGCAUGGAAAAGACAACUUCCCUUAAGAGGAGAUGAUGGAAUAUAUGAUGAAGAAUUUAUUGAAGAUAGAAGAAAAGGCUUAGAAGGCUUCAUUAACAAAGUUGCUGGUCAUCCUUUGGCUCAAAAUGAACGCUGCCUUCAUAUGUUUCUACAAGAUCCAACAAUUGACAGAAAUUAUGUUCCUGGUAAAAUUAGAAACACGUGAGAAUUUUUUUACGAAGAAAAAAUGACAUUCUACUGUAAAAAGUCCUAUGAUUCAAGAAGUUGUGUAUUCUUUUUGGCGGGACAGUGUAUUUUCUAUUUUUUUUUUCUUUGGAAAUAUAAUUCUUCAUGGAGACAUAAGUUUUAUUUGGCGUUUAUGAAAUUGUUGCUGUUAAUAAUAUUUUUAUGAACUUUACAAAAAAGGAAUUGUUUAUUUAUACAGCUGUGCUAAUUUAUUUAGCUAUCUAAAAAAAUCUCACUGAUAUUUGUGAACAUUCCAUAAAAUGAUGAAAAAAGAUCUUACAACUUUAUCCUUUUUUUUUUUAUGAUUGCAUGCUAUUCUGAAACAUAAGCAAUUACCUAUUUAUUUGUGUGAAAGAAUGUUGUCCAUUAAAAUGUUAAAAUGUGUUGCUAAAAUAUAAAAUAUAUUUAUUCAUAAAGUUUUUGUCUGCCUGCAUAACAGUUCUUUUUUAUAACUGUUUGUUGUUCUAUGAUUGUUGUACAUUUUCUUAGCUGCCACAGAGUUAUAAACUACAUAUACAUAUAGUAAAUAAAUAUCUUUUAAAUCUG